CAGGCCUAGUAGUAUUGCCGCUGGGACUCUCCUCAUCCGCUUUCAAAAAAUUGGAAAUUGGCACAUUUAAACGCCAAAAUGAGCGGGUCGAGGGUCAUUUUUGCGGUGGCCGACACCGGAAUGGGAGGAACCAUGCCAGCAUGAGUGGGCCUUACACAGGCCCUGGCAGGGAGACUCGUCAGUCCAGCUGCCCUUUGACCCCUGGUCGUAACCUCUCCGCCCACUCUUGCUCCCCCAGACACCAUGACAGCAGGAUCAGUCUAACCAUGUCUGCUGCCACCUCCUCCCUCAAACAUGCAUCUGUCUAUGGGUUCACACAAAGGGACCACUCCUCUUCAUCCUCCUCCUCUUCCUCCUACAGUCCCCUCAGGAGGCUGCAGCAUCUCACCAGCAUGGUGAGCCAACCUGACCUGGUGCUGCCAGUGAGGGAGGGGAGGGCACCUGAGAGGAGGUGGGAGUGGGGCACAAGUAAGAAUGACAGGGGGAAGGAGAUGGAAAGGGACUCGUGGACUGAUUGCACUGGCAGGGAUUAUUCUGGCACCCAGAGUAGGGAGGAGAGUUUUGGUAACUCUUCAUCUGCUGGACGAAAACAACCUGACGUCCAGACUGGGAGUAGAAAUGCAUCAGCAGCCAAUCGGAGCGAUCCUGUUGUCUCAGAGAAAAAGACAGAAGGUUGUUUCUCAGGCCCGCCUAGCCCAGCCUUCUCUCUUGAUAGCAACAGUCCAUUUGCUAAUGGCUUCCUCCACUUUGAGUCCUCUUUGUUCGAGGAUGACGAUGACAACAACAACGAGGAAGAGCGAGAGGUUGCGUUGCCCGUUGGAGACUCACGGGACAAACGUGAGAGGGUAGGGAAUCUUCUUCAGUCCACUCCUGGAGACUUAAAUUCAGACUCCAAGGAUGCUACUGUGUCGUCAGCCAAGGUUGUCACCCGGUCCCAGUCCUCAGGUCAGCGCAGGAGAUACUGGGACGGCUCGGAUGACGAGUGGGAGAGCGACACAGAUCUGUUCCUGUUUGAGGAUAGUCCUUCAAGGCAUUUGAUGCCGAACAGCCUCAAGAAAAAGUCUUUGCCGCCUGUGAAGUUUUUAGAGGGUGAAGUUAUUUGGGCAAAGUUCAGCCGAAGACCCUGGUGGCCCUGUGAGGUGAUCGUUGACCCUGCACAGGGAACCUAUCACAGAGUUAAAGAGCCCAGUGAUCGGCCCUGUCGGCUCUACCAUGUCAAGACAUUUGGGGAGCCUGUGGAGUUGGCCUGGGUGGCAGAAAAAUCAGUUCACACUUUCCACGGAGGCUUUGAAUUUGAGCAGCUCUCCCUACCGCGUCAAAGGGGAAAACAAAGGGAGCAGAACUACAAAUACAAUAUUGCUAAACGUUUUCAGGACUCUUGGAAAUCCAGCAUUGCAGAAGCUGAGUCUGUUCUCCCACAGAGACCCAAAAUGGGAUCCUCUCCUCCUUCGUCCAUAGAUGAUGCCUUGCACAACAGUUCCACACCAGAGAACAAGGCCCAUCCAAUCUCUCCUCCCUCCACCUCACCUGUCUCCACUCCUCCAGAGACAUUGCACAUGACCAAUGGAUCUAUUUCAUCCCCUGUUAUUUCAUCCCCAAUACCAGCUCCAACAAAGCCAAGCACUUUAAGGAAAUCUUCUGGCAAGAAGAAACUGAGUAAAUCAUCAAAGAACAUGAGUAGAAAACACUCUAAAAAAAUGUUGCAUAAUAGCCCAAACCAAUUAGAAAGAGACAAUGAAGAGUGUCCAUAUUCUGACCUGGACUCAGUCCCUAAGAUUUUGUGUCCUAAAGCACUUGAACGUCAGCCGAAACUGGUUCCAACCCCGCCGUCCGUUUCGGUUGUCAAAGAGGUAAAGAAGCAGCCAGAGAUUCAGAGCGGUCUGUGGUUUAGCAAAUCGGGCAAAGACAGGCGACCUAAAACAACCAGUCCAAUGCCAGAUCGAACUCUCUUUAGUAAGGUGCCCUGUAAGAAAAAGAAUUCAUCUGUUGUUAGUAAAAAGAUGCUGGUUCCUAGUGUGUCCACCUACAAUGGUGGUCAUGGUGACCAGUCAGGUCUGUCAGACAAGCAUAAGACUCUGGUACCUGCUGAAACAAAUCUGCCACCUGAACAGUCAGGACAUUUGAAGUGUAAAAACACCAUCGUUGCUAAUAGGUCUUCUGAUACAAACGGCAGCCCUGCUGACCAGUCAGGAUUGUCAGACAAGCAGAAGUCCCUGGACUCUGUUGAGAUUGGCAUUCCUUCUGGUGUCAAGUGUGGAUAUUCAAAGGGUAGACAGACAGUCUGUAAUACAACCAGUGCUGUUAGUGGCACGCUCUCUGACCAGUUAGGUAGCUCAGAUGUUAAAAAGACCCAAGAUCCGAGUAAAAAGGCCAGUUUUAGUGAUCAAUCCAGGUUUUCAGAGAGCGUAACGACCAUCAGUCAAACUGAACAUUCUGAUACAAUGGCUAGGAAAAAGGGUUAUGUACAAGACAGAAUUUCAGACCAAAUAGAAGAAAAAGAGGUUAGCAAGCCUCCAGCGUCCAAUUUGAGUGUCGACACUACUGACCCAUUAGCAAGACUAGGGAAGAAAACAUCUCUGCUCUCGAAGUGUAGGUUGCCCUUUGUCAAAUUAAUACGCAAGGACAUAAAGGGUAAGAAAAUCUUAAACUCCAGUGUAAUCAUUAGUUCCAAAGACCAACUUAGAAGUGCAAAGAGUGAAAAAACAUCAGAUAUGAAUGAGACUAAAAUGUCCUCAAAACAAUCAGACUGGGUGGAUGGCAUGGCAAGUGUCUCCAUAAAACAGGCAGUCAGUUCAGAAUCCAAAAAGGUUUCAGUUAAGAAGUUAAAAGCAAGUGGUGGGACUGGUACGCUUCGUCUCUCUUCAGAAUCAUCACAAGGGAAACCUAGUGUGGCAAGUGUGUCUGCUGAUGAGUUAAGUGACACAGAAGCAGAAAGGAUACCAGUGUUAAAUAUAAGCUCAAGUAAUGUGAGUUACUCAUCUUCAAACCAAUCAGACCCGUCAGAAGGUAAGAAGACUACUGCCUCCAAUGUAACAAGCAUGUCCUCUGACAAAUCAGGCAGCUCAGAGCAAAAAACGACUUCUGUUACUAGCCCAGCUCAUAAGACAACUUCUCUGCCUUCUCACCGGGAUGGAAAUUUAGUAUCUAGGAAUGCUCAUGUGCCCGAAGCCCUGUCCUCUGAGAAAUCAAAGGCCAUUGUCCACAAAUCGAAGCAGGUUCCAGGUAAAGUGAAUAAAGUCCUACUACAUGAGCAGCCUGCCCAUCUCCCAGCCAGCAAUCGACUGAUGACCGGAGCUCUGAAGGCUAUGCAGGAGGUUGAAAAGAAGAAGCGUGACAAAGCCAGAAAAGGGGCUGAUCUGUUCAGAAAAACUCAGCGCAACUCUUCGAUGAAUCCAGAUACCAAACUGGACUUUUGCACUAAAUUAAAAUCUCUAAAAUCUCAUUGUAAUGACAAUGGUGAGUAUGAUCAGGACACUUUUUCUAGCUGUAGCACUCCUCCUUUGAUGUUUUCUGACUCAACUGACUUUGAAGCUGAAGUCAAGAGUGAAGAUGAAGACCUUUCAAUAUCCUCAACUCCACCAAUGGACUUUAUGCCCCUCACUUCAAAAGUAAAAGUAAAAGAAAAGAAGGAAGAUCAUUCCUCUGACAUUUGUUCCUCAUCCGCACCUUCCUCACCGUUUUCUUUUAUGAAUGCCUUUAAAAAUGUGGAAGAGGUAUCCUUCCAGUCCUUGACAAAUGAGGAUGAUGGUAAACCCAUCUCUUUCAAACCCGACACAAACUACAAGUUCAGCACUUUUCUCAUGAUGCUGAAGGACUUGCAUGACACCAGAGAGCGAGACGGGGCCCCCUUAGAACUGGAGAUUGGGCCACCAAGUGCACAUGUUAAGAAGGAGCCCUUAGUGAUGCCUGGGGAAGCUACACCCACAGGUCAAGAUCAACAAAGUGAAUGUGUUAAUCACAAAUCAAGUUCAAAUCCAGACAAAAAUGAAGAUAGCACAAGUCAGGUUUCCAAGAGGCCCUACACCAGAAGGGGAAGCUCCACUGGGAUGAAAAAGAAAAUGAACCGCAAAGUGCCUUGCCGUCCUGCCAGGUCUGGACCUGGUUACCCAGGGCUGGAGUCCUCUCCAGAAAUGGCGUCCUUGCCAGGAAUGGAGUUUUCAUCAGAAAUGGAUUGCUCAUCAAGACUCCAGUCCUUGAUGGGUAUGCAGGCCAGCAACUGGGAGAGGCAGGCUGAAAGUGGUGAAGGAGUGAUACGGGAGCAGGAGGAGAAGAGGUGGAGCAGACUAAAUGAGAAUCUACAGAAUAUGGUGCCUUUGGAGCAAAGGGGGUCCGACACUAAGCAAUUUCUGGAGCAGCCGAAUGGUCUUGCUGCUGACCGCACUGAGGAAAAUACCAGCUUGAUGUGCAUUGCUGCAGGAGGCGACGAUGCUCCAUCGGGACAUAAACGAAUAAGAAAACCAAGCAAGAGGCUCAUUGAAUGGACUGAAGAGUAUGAUCAGAUUUUCUCCACGAGGAAGAAAACCAAAAAGCCUCUCCAGUCGAUUGGAAAGGCCAGUCAACCCAUUACCUCCAUGUCCGAACUCCCGGUAUCAGACACACAACACCCUCCAUCUUUGAAUUUACUUCCUGAGAUACAAACUCCACCUCCUGAGGAAAUCCCUGUUACAACGCCCGCUGAACUACAGAUUCCCAGCACUGAAAACACAUCUCCCCAAGAUGCACCGGUGCUUUCCAUCGACACGCUAACCCCUCCACCUGAAGCUGAACCUUCGCUGGCAGAGGGCCCUGUCAAAGACGAUGGAAAGGCUCCUCUGCUGGAGAGAAAGCGGAAGAGGAAACCCACUCAGAAGAUCCUGGAGUACUGUCUGGAGGCCGAGGCCGCCACAGGCCCCAAGAAGAAGGUCAAAACACUGAAGAACAAUUCAAAUCCUGCUCCUCAAUCAGAUUCUGGGCCACAGCCUUUAAAAUCAAAGAGCAAGCAACUUACAGCAUCCAGUUCCCCACCGACCACCCCAGAGGUUCCCACCUGUGCACCCACUCCCUCUAUUCAGACUGAUCCCACUCCCAGCUCUCCUGCUCCCUCCACUCCAGCCCCGCACCCGCCUGAACCCAGCCAGGUUGAGAUGACAUCAGCAGAUGACGAUGAUGCUCCUCAUCCAGAUGAAAAUAAGUCUCAGGAGGUCAAAAAGGAUGCAGUUGAGUCAGAGGGUGACCCGUCCAGCUUGGAUCACAGCUUCUCCUCCAUGAAGGACGACUUAUCGCUGUGCGAUGACCCACUUUUACCUUCGAGGAAGAUCAUAGGAGACCGAGGAGGCCCAGCUUCCAUGAAGGAGAACAUAUGCCAGGUGUGUGAGAAGACAGGAGAGCUGCUGCUGUGUGAGGGUCAGUGCUGUGGAGCUUUCCACCUGGCCUGCAUCUCUCUGGCCGAGGCCCCUAAAGGGAAGUUCGUCUGUCCUGAGUGCAAAUCAGGUAUCCACACCUGCUUUGUGUGUAAGAAGCGCAGUGAGGAUGUGCGGCGCUGUAUGAUUCCAGUGUGUGGGAAGUUUUAUCACGGGGAGUGUAUCGCCAGCUUCGCCCCGACCGCACCUGUGAACAGAGGCUUCCGCUGCUCCAUCCACGUUUGUCUCACCUGCUUCAUCGCCAAUCCCAACAGCUCUUCCAUCUCCAAAGGUCGUUUGGUUCGGUGUGUGCGCUGCCCAGUGGCUUAUCACGCUACAGAUCUCUGCAUGGCGGCAGGCAGCGUUGUCCUCUCCAACAACAGCAUUGUUUGUCCCAACCACUUCACCCCCCGUCGCGGUGUCAAAAACCACGAACAUGUCAACGUCAGCUGGUGCUUCGUCUGCACUGAAGGGGGCAGUCUGCUGUGCUGCGAGUCCUGUCCUGCUGCAUUUCACCGGGAGUGUCUGAACAUCGAGAUGCCUAAAGGCAGCUGGUACUGUAACGACUGCAAGGCUGGGAAGAAACCUCACUACAAGGACAUCCUGUGGGUGAAGGUUGGGCGGUACAGGUGGUGGCCUGCAGAGGUCAGCCAUCCCAAAACGAUCCCAGAGAACAUCCAGCGGAUGAGGCACGAUGUCGGAGAGUUCCCCGUUCACUUCUUUGGCUCCAACGACUACCUGUGGACCUACCAGGCCAGGGUCUUCCCUUAUAUGGACGUGGACGCCAAGAGCAAAGAGAAGAUGGGGAAAGGUGUUGAUGCCACCUACAAGAAAGCUUUGGAGGAGGCAGCUGUGCGAUUUCGUGAGCUGCAGGCAGAGAAGGAGCUUCGGCAGCUUCAAGAGGACAGAAAGAACGACAGGAAACCUCCUCCAUACAAACAUAUUAAGGUGAAUCGACCAAUAGGAAAGGUUCAGAUCUUCACAGCCGAUCUAUCGGAGAUCCCUCGCUGUAACUGUAAGGCGACAGACGAGAGCCCGUGUGGGACGGACUCGGAGUGCAUCAACCGCAUGCUGCUUUACGAAUGCCACCCGCAGGUUUGCCCGGCGGGUGAGCGGUGUCUGAACCAGGCGUUCACCAAGCGUCAGUACAGCCAGGUGGAGAUAUUCAGGACGCUGUCUCGAGGUUGGGGGCUCCGCUGUGUCCACGACAUCAAGAAGGGUCAGUUUGUGAGCGAGUACGUCGGGGAGGUGAUUGACGAGGAGGAGUGCAGGUCGAGGAUCAGACACGCCCAGGAGCACGACAUCUGUAACUUCUACAUGCUAACUCUGGAUAAGGAUCGGAUCAUUGAUGCUGGGCCGAAGGGAAAUGAGGCUCGCUUCAUGAACCACUGCUGUCAGCCAAACUGUGAGACCCAGAAGUGGACAGUGAGCGGAGACACGCGGGUCGGACUGUUCGCGCUCGUUGACGUCUCUGCAGGCACAGAGCUCACAUUCAACUACAACCUGGAAUGUUUGGGGAACGGGAAGACGGUUUGUAAAUGUGGAGCACCAAACUGCAGCGGCUUCCUGGGCGUCAGGCCAAAGAACAACCCUCCAUCUGAAGACAAAGGUCGUAAGCUGAAGCGGAGGGGCCACGGCAAGAAGAAGAAGAAGGUGGUGGUGACCAAAGAAAGAGAGGACGAGUGUUUCAGCUGCGGAGACGGUGGACAGAUGGUUUCCUGUAAGAGACCCGGCUGUCCCAAAGUUUAUCACGCUGACUGCCUCAACCUCACCAAGAGGCCUGCAGGACGUUGGGAAUGUCCGUGGCACCAGUGCGACAUAUGCAGUAAGGACGCGGCAUCUUUCUGCGAGAUGUGCCCCAGCUCCUACUGCGCCCAGCACCGCGACGGCCUGCUUUUCAUUUCCAAGCUGGACGGAAAACUGUCCUGCAGCGAGCAUGACCCCUGUGGUCCCGAACCGCUGGAGCCAGGGGAGAUCCGGGAGUACACCCCUGAACCCAGACCCCUAACCUCAGGGCUGGGCAUGGCCGUCAUCCCCUCUGCUGCUUCUAAUGCUGCCACAAGUGCGAAACCAACCACCAAGAGGGACCAGGAGAUCAGCGCCGGCGCUGGCAUGUGUGCUUCCGAGUCAUUUCCUGAGUUUUCCAUCCCGGUACCCAUCACUAUCCCUGUCUCUGCGCCUCCUGCCUCACCUCCCCCUAGCAGCACGGAUGCUCCCAGCAGCCCGCAUGUGUUUGACCUCCCACACUACUCGCCCAUUUCCUCCUACGAGGAGGAGAGGGAUGUCUUAGAGGAGGAGGAGGAGGAGGAGGAGUUAGAGGAGGUGGAGGAGGACUUAGUGGAAGACGGGAAGCAGAAAUCUGAUUCUCAUGAAGAGGAUGGAGAAGAGGAGGAGGAGGAGGAGGAGGAAUACCUUGAGAUCAAAGAUGAUGAAGACGAGGAGGAGGAG
This is a messenger RNA of Scomber japonicus (chub mackerel), 7826 nucleotides long. It is a transcript of the gene nsd1b, whose product is annotated as nuclear receptor binding SET domain protein 1b. Gene Ontology annotation, molecular function: protein binding; histone H3K36 methyltransferase activity. Gene Ontology annotation, biological process: regulation of DNA-templated transcription. The record is from RefSeq and is a predicted model, not a curated record. The transcript has 24 exons. The annotation marks the transcript as partial. NCBI's taxonomy places the organism in Eukaryota, Metazoa, Chordata, Actinopteri, Scombriformes, Scombridae. Gene Ontology annotation, cellular component: nucleus; chromatin.